AUGGACCCUUCGCUUUGCGAUGUGAGCAUCUACGGCUCUCAAUCACGUACACUGACUAGCACUAUAUCGUCGAGUAUGACAUGUGUCGCCUCAAUGAAUUCAUCACCACCAGGUCUUAGCACUGCAGCAUGUACACGGGCAUUGUUCUCAACUUGUGCUAAAAUGGAUCCUUCGCUUUGCGAUGUGAGCAUCUACGGCUCUCAAUCACGUACACUGACUAGCACUAUAUCGUCGAGUAUGACAUGUGUCGCCUCAAUGAAUUCAUCACCACCAGGCCUUAGCACCGCAGAGCUGAUUGUCAUAAUAGCUGUGCCAUGUUUCUGUUUGACGGUGAUCUGUGUGGCUUGUGCAGUGGCCUGCUAUAAACGAGCCAAAUACCACGCUCAACAAUGGAGACGCUUUUGGCAGACACAUUCUGAGCACACACAUGAGGAUACGACCAUGACUUAUAGUAUGUCGCAUUUACCUCAUCCAGGCAGUUUGGUCAUGGCGAGUCACUAUAUGGAUGUUAGGAUAUUGGCUGAAGCUAACAGGAAGGACAACUGGGAAGUGUCGCUAACAAAUCUUACCAUACACGAAAAUGAAAUUCUUGGGAACGGAGCUUUCGCAGUCGUUCACAAAGCCACCUUGAGAGGGAAAAUUCCGCUUCUGGUCAUAAAUCCCCGCUUGAACUUAGUCAGUGAACACGAACAAGACAAUGGGACAACCGAGGCAGCCGUUAAACGUCUACCUGCACAUGCCAAUGAUCAGAAUCGUAUCGAUUUCUUCCAUGAGAUCAGUUUCAUGAAAAAUCUUGGUUAUCAUCCACAUGUGAUCAGCAUGUUGGGUUGCAUCUCAUGCACAGACACUCCAAUGAUUCUAGUGGAAUACUGCGAACAUGGCGACUUGUUACGGUUUCUAAGAAAACAUCGGGAUUUUAUUCUUAUGCACGAAAACGACGAAUGCCCGAUUGAUGCGGAACUCUGCCUUCGGAUCAAGGAUUUGGUUUCUAUCUCCUGGCAAGUUAGCGAUGGCCUUGCAUACCUAUCUUCGAAAAACUUCAUUCAUCGCGAUGUCGCCGCUCGUAAUGUACUGCUCACGAAGCACUUGGUUGCCAAGGUAAGCGACUUCGGCCUCGGCCGCUAUGCGGAUUCAGCCCUUUAUACGGCACGAGGCGGACGUCUGCCUUUCAAGUCCAUGGCAUUGGAGGCACUCAAAUACUACGAAUUUUCUGAAAAGACCGAUGUGUUGGUGAAACGAGCUACCUACUGGACCAAUGUCCUCAAAGCAAGCCAUCUGGAAUGGGCAUUCGCAAUUCUGCUAUUCGAGAUCUUCUCACUUGGCAGUGUACCAUACCCGACCGUUCAGCCAGUGGAUAUGAUAUCCUAUAUUGAACAAGGGAAUCGUCCACCUCAACCGGAGAAAUGUCCGAAUGAGAUAUUCUGGCAACUGGCGCCGCAAGGGCCAAUGCGUCAAGGUCAUCUGUGGACCAAAUACCGGCUGCGCCUAAUAAAUCCACUACCUCUGAAGUGGUCGAUAACAGAACUUCACACCCCAGACGAUGGCGAAUCGAAUGCGUUGGAAGGACUGGAUGACGCGGAUAAAACGACAGUUCUAGAAGACAUUGUUAUGGGACUGUCUCAAACGUUUGUUUCUUAA
This is a messenger RNA of Haemonchus placei, 1638 nucleotides long. Lineage: Eukaryota; Metazoa; Nematoda; Chromadorea; Rhabditida; Trichostrongylidae. The record is from the annotation of a GenBank genome assembly.